Molecule: messenger RNA, 810 nt
Organism: Zasmidium cellare ATCC 36951
Lineage: Eukaryota; Fungi; Ascomycota; Dothideomycetes; Mycosphaerellales; Mycosphaerellaceae
Exons: 2
Coding region: 1-810 (269 amino acids)
Source: RefSeq, a predicted model, not a curated record
AUGUCGACCACCGACUCCAAGGAAAUCUUCCCCUUUUUCGACCUCCCUCAAGAGAUGCGAGACCUCAUCUACGGCCUCCUCACCAAGACCGGCCCCGUCUUCGCUAUGAUCAAGCCCCCAUCUGCCAGCGAAUCCACGAUCAUGACCUUUCAAAACAUAUGGCUUACGCCACUGCUUCUCGUCAACAAGCAGUUCAACGAGGAGUACUUCGACCAGGUGUGCGGCCAUCGACUUCUUUGCACCACGACACUAGGCAGCAAGAGCAACUUCGCCGUCAAAGCGCCAGGUCUCGAUCUCCCAGAGAACCCUGGAUCAGCCAUCAAAGCACUCGCCAAGGCACGCGUCUUGAUUACCAUCGACGAUAUGUCCCACAAGGAGCUUUUAGCCACCUUCGCCAACCCCCUCCCGGGCAUCCUCCCACGUCUCCUCGCCAUGAUGCCCCAACUUAAGACCUACCUCCAGCGCCUGCACAUCUACGGCCCAACCCUCUCCGACUCCCUCUCCCACGGCGACGACACCUACCUCCGCGCAGUCUACCACCACUGCCCGACCGCGAAGAAGAAGGAGCGGGAAUUCCAAGCCCGUCUCGCCGAGCUCGGCCUCGCGAACACGAUCGCGUACACUCCAGAGGUGGUCGUGAGCAGCAUGUUGUCCAGCGAUAUUGUGACGCGGCGCUGCGGGUCCGGGGCGUAUGUUGUGUUUAGUGCGGUUCCGGGGAUUGGUGGGUGUGGCAUCGGGGAUGAGAGGCUGUGGUGUGGGUUGCACUUGGAUCCGCUUCUGGUGGUAGAUGAGGAGGGUCAGGUUUGGUAG